AUGGCCCAAACCGUUACAGAAUGGAGUCAAGAUGAUUGGAGCUUUGUGCCUGUAUCCGUUUCAGAUGUCUUUGGAGACAAUCGUCCGUUGAAAAAUCUGACAGUACAGACAUCUGCAAUUCGCGCUCGUUUGUACUGCAGUGCCGUUGACUGGCCCAGCAAUAUAGCCCUUUGGUCUGAUGUGCAGAACGAAAGUUCGGCAAUGAACAACUUCACCGGAUUACAUAAAUACUACAUGCCAAAGAAACUGGUUCGGGACGGCAAUUACACAAUUUACCUCACUGCUCGAGCGGAUUCAGCACAAUGCUGCGCUGAUAUCACGGAAAACGCACCGGAUAAUUCAUCCAUAAUUGCUUAUUGGACGGAGGAUUGGUCGGGAAGAUAUUCUCUUUAUGGUAACACUUCUACCCUGAUUAGUACCACCGGGAAUUUUACAGUCCAAUGGAUACGAGGCCCCAUAGAUUUCGAAAGGACAACGGAGCCACCCAUCGAAAUGCUCUACUUUUCCGAGCCACCUGCUAUACAAGCAUUGAAUUGCAUGCCCACCUUUGAAUCAAGCCGAGCGGAAGUUACGGUCGAGCCUAGUACGGGUGUAGUACAGCAUCAUCGCAUUCUUGAUACUCCUCUUCGAGAAGAUGUGGCUUGGUCUGAUGCAUUCCAAUGGCGUAAUUUCUCUGAAGACGGUCGAUACAACGGUUCGUACACUUCGAAUUACCGGAAUGGCAGUAGGCCGAGCUAUGUUUACAAUUUCGAUGUUACCAUAAGCUACGGGUCAUUCUUCAUGAAAUCAAUCUUGAACGCCGCAGAUAUCAUUCUCGCUGGCUUGGAGGCUCCUAAUGGCAGCUAUCAAAGCAGCUCUUUGGGAGAAAGUCUACGGGACAAGGUCUUCAACAUGCAAGACAACACAACAGGCCUCAACCUCGAUUUCAUGUCCUACGCCGCUUAUGCACAAGUAGGAUUUAGCCCCACCGCCCUACUGGAUCCUGAAGUCUUAGCUCAAACAUCCCAAAAGAUCUUUUCAACCUUCUUCCAGCACUUUGCCAGCAACAACCUAUCUCGCGAGCAUGGCGGCAACGUUUAUCAACCCAGGGGCAUGGACCUCAAAGUCAAUACCCCAAUGCGCGACAUGCCGACUCAAUACACUCCUGACGGCUCUGUAGCUCCAAAGUUUCAGGACAUCGUCCGUAAUACUAGUGCCACAACGACAGCUACAACAACCACCCGGGUUGAAGUGCUCACGAUGAAUCCUGUCGCCUUUUGGCUAGCCACAAGUAUUUUGAUAUGGCUCAUCAUCACCAUCAUCAUUCUCGCAUCUGUACAAAGAAGGUACUAUGGCGGAAUGAUGCGGAAUGUGGAAUGCAUUGCCGACGUGCUGGUUCUCAUCGCUGGUAGCGAACGUCUACUCGCAGUGAUUAGAGAAAAGGGCAUGGACACCAUAAUCAAGGAGGACAAGGUCUUGACGCGAAUUGGCUGGUUCAGAGACGAGGAUGGGACGAUACGAUGGCGUAUUGACUUAUCUCGUAAUACCCUGUAG
Molecule: messenger RNA, 1533 nt
Organism: Pyrenophora tritici-repentis Pt-1C-BFP
Lineage: Eukaryota; Fungi; Ascomycota; Dothideomycetes; Pleosporales; Pleosporaceae
Source: RefSeq, a predicted model, not a curated record